This is a messenger RNA of Rubroshorea leprosula, 2035 nucleotides long. The record is from the annotation of a GenBank genome assembly. Lineage: Eukaryota; Viridiplantae; Streptophyta; Magnoliopsida; Malvales; Dipterocarpaceae.
CUUCCCUCCAUUUGAGCAUUGAAACCUGAACAACAAAACCAUUCCAUUUCCACACCCACAUCACUAUGCCUCUGCUCUUACCAAACCCAAAUCUGACUGCUUCCAUUUCUUCAAACCCAUAUUUUUGUGAAUGCAAAUUCAAUCCACAGACCACCCCAUAUGGCCUCCCUUGAGACUAUACCGGUCCAAAGUUCAUCCGACUCACUUGAUGCCAGAACCAUUAUUGCACUCACCGUGUUCUUCACCCUCCUCUGUGUUUGCAUCAUUAUUGGACACCUCCUGGAGGAGAACCGGUGGGCUAAUGAGUCUAUCACUGCACUUCUUUUGGGUUUGUGUGCUGGAGCAGUGGUGAUGCUGCUGAGUAAAUGGACCUGUUCAGUCGGUUUGGAAUUUAAUGAGGACUUGUUCUUUCUUUACUUGCUUCCCCCGAUCAUUUUCAAUGCUGGGUUCCAGGUCAAGAAGAAGCAAUUCUUCAAGAAUUUCACAAUUAUAUUGCUGUUUGGAAUAUUUGGUACAGUAAUCUCAUUCUGCCUCAUAUCAUUAGGUGCCUAUUUGCUGUUCAAGAAAAUAGGUGUCACAUCCCUCGACAUUCAAGAUUAUUUAGCUGUUGGUGCCAUAUUGUCAGCAACUGACUCAGUUUGUACAUUACAGGUUCUUAGUCAAGAUGAAACUCCGUUCCUAUACAGUAUUGUGUUUGGAGAGGGAGUAGUGAAUGAUGCCACCUCUAUUGUGCUCUUCAAUGCAGUCCAAUCUCUUAACUCUAGCAGUAUCCAUGCCUCUAUAACCUUGAAAUUGUUGGGGACUUUUCUUUACCUCUUCUUCACCAGCACCAUUCUCGGUAUAUUAGUGGGCCUUCUAAGUGCUUUCAUAAUAAAAACACUUUAUUUUGGCAGGCAUUCAACAGAUCGAGAGGUUGCACUCAUGAUGAUUAUGGCUUAUUUGUCAUACAUGUUGGCUGAGCUGUUUAGUCUAAGUGGGAUUUUGACAGUGUUCUUCUGUGGCAUUGUCAUGUCACACUACACAUGGCAUAAUGUUACUGAAAGUUCGCGGAUAACAACCAAACAUGCAUUUGCAACAAUCUCGUUUAUUGCAGAAACUUUUAUCUUCCUAUAUGUCGGAAUGGAUGCCUUCGACGUCUCAAAUUGGAAAGCCAGUAGUGCAAGUCCAGGAACUUCAAUUGCUGUUAGUUCAACAAUGCUUGCAUUUGUGCUGAUUGGAAGGGCAGCAUUUGUAUUCCCUCUAGCAAAUCUCAUCAACUGUUUCACAAAAAGAGAAAGCGCAAAAAUUGGGUUUCGGAAACAGUUUAUAAUGUGGUGGGCAGGUCUGAUGAGAGGUGCAGUUACAAUUGCUUUGUCUUACAACCAAUUUUAUUCAAGCUCUGAUUCAACAUUAUCCAAAGAUUAUGCAUUGAUGAUCACCAGUAUCAUAAUAGUUGUCCUGUUCAGUACAGUGGUGUUUGGUUCUGUGACCAAGCCUCUGAUUGAAGCUGUGCUGCUACGGCACACAAAACCAGCAAUAUCUGAUGCAACUGAUAUUCCCAGUCUAGAAGACUUGGGGCUGCUGUUCUUGGAAAACGUUGAAGAGGGCGAUCAAGAUGGCAAUGAGAACCGAUCAGCACCAAGAAGGAGCAGCUUAAGGUUACUAAUAACUCACCCUACUUACACUGUGCAUUACUUUUGGAGAAAAUUUGAUGACAAGUUUAUGAGACCUGUUUUUGGCGGCCGGGGUUUUGUUCCAUUCAUACCUCAUUCUCCAACAGGUGCAGAAAACAGUACAUCCUGAAGCUGAAGGAUUUACAUCAUUUUUUUUUUUUUUUUUGGAUUUAUUACUGUUAUACUUAUAAUGAUUGUUUUCCCGCUCAACAAAAUAUGAGUUUUUCUUUUUUCCUUUUUUUUUUUCUUUUUAUUAAUAAAGCAGCCUGGAUGUAGCUAGAAAGGCUGCAUCAAUAGGAGAGCAAUCUAGUGCACCCAAAUGUGGUUUGAAAGCAACAAGACAGCAAGUCUUAGUAGGGAACAGAUAAAAUUCAGCAACAAAA